AUGGCUCCCCCUAAUAACCUUGCUAAUCCCCUCUUUGACAUUGGCAAACAGGAGAAUUCAGAAAAACUCUUUGAUUUGUCCAAUGGGAACUUUAGUGUCAAAGGAUUUCCUUUGCUCUCUGAUGUUCCAAGUAAUGUCACUUUCACUCCAUUUUUGUCUAUUUGCAAAUCCUCUGAUGCUCCACUUUCCCUGCUCCAACGUGUGCAAGCUCUGUCACAUAAGGGAGGGUUUGUUGGGUUCAACAAAGAGGACGAGUCCGAUCGGUUGCUGAACUCUCUGGGUAAGUUUACUGGGAGGGAUUUUUUGUCCAUCUUUAGAUUUAAAACUUGGUGGUCUACCAUGUGGGUGGGCAGUUCAGGUUCUGACCUGCAAAUGGAAACUCAAUGGCUUCUUUUUAAUGUUCCUGAAAUCAUGUCUUAUGUCAUGAUCAUACCCAUCAUUGAUGGUAGUUUUAGGUCUGCAUUGCAAGCUGGGGUUGAUGGUCAUGUCAUGAUUUGUGCUGAGAGUGGUUCUACCAAGGUGAAAGCAUCAUCUUUUGAUGCUAUAGCUUAUGUUCAUGUGUCUGAAAAUCCUUACGAUAUCAUGAAAGAGGCUUUUAGUGCACUUAGGGUUCACCUCAAUACCUUCAGGCUCUUUGAAGAGAAAACUGCACCUUCUCUAGUUGAUAAAUUUGGGUGGUGCACUUGGGAUGCUUUUUAUUUAACUGUAGAGCCUGCCGGUAUAUUGUGCGGUCUAAAUAGUUUGGCUGAGGGUGGGAUGUCUCCUAGGUUUCUCAUCAUUGACGAUGGCUGGCAAAGCAUUAAUCUUGAUGGUGAGAAUCCCAACCAGGAUUCUAAAAAACUUGUUCUCUGUGGAAGUCAAAUGACUGCUAGGCUUCAUAGGCUUGAUGAAUGUGAGAAGUUCAGGAAGUAUAAGGGAGGUUCUUUGUUAGGUCCUAGCCCUCCUCCAUUUGAUCCAAAGAAACCUAAGAUGCUAAUCUCUAAGGCAGGUGAACUAGAGCGUGCCGAGAAGGAUCUCAAGAAGGCAAUCCAAUCUGGUUCAGUAACUGACUUGUCUGCUUUUGAAUCUAAAAUUCAGAAGUUACAACAAGAAUUGGAAGGCAUGUUUGAUGAAGAAGAAAACAGUGUUGAUUCUAGCGAUGCUUGCAAGGGUGACAGUUAUGGCCUGAAGGCUUUAACGAGGGAUUUGAGGACAAAGUUUAAGGGUUUGGAUGACAUAUAUGUGUGGCAUGCUCUCUGUGGUGCCUGGUCUGGUGUUAGGCCAGGUUCUACUCAUCUGAAUGCAAACAUCAUGCCUUGCAAAGUGUCUCCUGGUCUUGAUGGAACAAUGGAAGAUCUUGCCGUGGUUAAGACGGUUGAAGACGGUAUCGGUCUUGUUCAUCCUGACCAAGCUGGGGACUUCUAUGACUCUAUGCACUCCUACCUUGCCAAUGUCGGCAUCACAGGAGUCAAAGUGGAUGUCAUUCAUACUCUUGAAUAUGUGUCUGAAGAAUAUGGAGGCCGUGUUGAACUUGCGAAGGCUUAUUACAAGGGCCUGUCAGAUUCAUUGUCGAAGAAUUUCAAAGGAUCAGGACUUAUCUCUAGCAUGCAACAAUGCAAUGAUUUCUUCUUUCUUGGAACAAAGCAGAUAUCCAUGGGAAGAGCAGGUGAUGAUUUCUGGUUCCAGGAUCCGAAUGGUGAUCCUAUGGGAGUUUAUUGGUUGCAAGGAGUCCAUAUGAUCCAUUGUUCUUACAACAGCAUGUGGAUGGGUCAGUUUAUCCAACCAGAUUGGGACAUGUUCCAAUCUGACCAUCUUUGUGCCAAAUUUCAUGCUGGAUCAAGAGCUAUUUGUGGUGGACCUGUGUAUAUCAGUGACUCUCCAGGUUGCCACGAUUUUGAACUCCUCAAGCAGCUUGUGUAUCCUGAUGGAACCAUUCCCAAAUGCCAGCAUUUUGCCCUUCCCACCAGGGAUUGCCUCUUCAAGAACCCUCUAUUUGACAACAAAACAAUCCUCAAGAUUUGGAACUUCAACAAGUAUGGAGGAGUAAUUGGAGUUUUCAACUGCCAAGGAGCUGGAUGGGACCCCAGAGAGCAAAGAAUCAAGGGCUACCCUGAGUGCUACAAGCCAAUGUCAGUUUCUGUUCAUGUUUCUGACAUUGAAUGGGACCAAAACAAAGAGGCUGCUCAAAUGGGUGAGGCUGAAGAGUACAUAGUCCAUCUCAACCAGGCUGAAGAUCAAGAACUCCUUCUUGUAUCACCAAAAUCUGCACCCAUUGAAAUCACCAUCAAUCCAUCUACAUUUGAGAUCUUCAGCUUUGUCCCUGUCAAGAAACUAGGCAGCUCUGGCAUCAAAUUUGCUCCCAUUGGACUGACCAACAUGUUCAACAGUGGCGGCACCAUUCAAGAAGUGGAGUACGUUGAUCCAGAAGAAUUUGAGACCUGUGUGAAGAUUGAGGUUAAAGGUGGAGGUGAUUUCUUAUCCUACUCAAACGCAUGUCCAAUAAGGUGUUUCUUGAAUGGAGCUGAGUCUGGUUUUCAAUGGCUGGACAAUGGCAAGCUGAGCUUGAAUCUCCCUUGGACUGCAGAGGCUGCUGGCAUAUCUUCUGUCGCUUUUCUUUUUUGA
Messenger RNA from Dovyalis caffra, 2601 nucleotides. NCBI's taxonomy places the organism in Eukaryota, Viridiplantae, Streptophyta, Magnoliopsida, Malpighiales, Salicaceae. The record is from the annotation of a GenBank genome assembly.